GAAAAGAUAGCUUCAAGAGUGAUGCACUUUGCGAUCGUGCCACUGAUUGCUUAUAUGGAUGAGGAGCUAGGAAAAAACAAUAGAGCUUUUUAUUUUCUGUCACCUUAUCUGGAAAGAGGAAACUUACUUGAAUUAAUUGCACAUGACAAGCAUGAGGAUAUGGCUACACAGCUGAGACCUUACAAGCGCAUAGAAAUAUUAUUUCAGAUUGCGUCUGCACUAGAUUUUCUCCACACAAAAGUUGAAGAUAACAGGGGCAUAAUCUUACAUGUGGACCUGACAUCAACGAAUAUUGUGUUGGAUAAUGCUUAUAAUGCACGUGUAAUUGAUUUUGGUUUAGCCCGAGAAAUGCAAGAAGCACAAGAUGAAAUUAAAACCCCAUCAACACGUUUAGGAACUCCUGGUUAUUAUUCAACACAAAGUUACUCCUCGCUAACAGUACACGAGGACUAUUUCAACUACGGUGUAGUCGUACGAGAAAUCAUAACUGGCGAACCACCAAAACAGAAGCACGGAAAGGGAUAUCUUCAACUGAAAAAGUUCGAGGAAGAAUUUCUUAUAAAAAGAAUUCAGAGGAACAUUUGGAAAGGAGAUUCAGGAAGGGAUCUUGCUCUUACGCUUGCUAAACUUUCAUCAAAUUGCCUGAAUAGCAAAGAAAAAAGUUUCUGUUCAGUGGAUAUACUGGAAACACUCAAAGACUUGCGCACUGGCAGAACUGACUUUACAGGGCCGACGAAGAAAAGGUGUCAUACAUGCAUGGUCAACGAAGCCGUUGAAGGUGUACAUUCACCCCAACACAACUGCGGAGUGAAAGUGUGUGUAUCGUGCAUGAGAAACUCUCACAUGAAUCCAAUCAAAUGUCCACUCUGCAAUGAGUGCGUCGUACCAAAAAUAGGACACACCUUUGCUGCAUUAUUGAUUGCUGGAAAUGAUCUAAAGAACAAAGAACUAGCGAAGUCUUUCAAAUACGAUGUCGAGGAAAUAAAUAAAGUUCUGGUAUCAACGUAUCCUUGUGUUGUUGGAAUAAGGAAAGAAAAUGUGAGAGUAGUCACUCCGUCCGAUUCGGGAAAGCCAGAAAAACUUCUUCCUCGUUUGUCCGAAGCAAUGGAUUACUUGAAAUCGAAGGAAGACCUAGAAACAUUACUUCUGUAUUUCACUGGACACCAUUCUAUGGAAUCUGGCUUUACACUUGGUGGCGACUCGGAAGAUAUACUAACAGUACAAAAGUUGCAAGAAGAUCUAAAGAAACUUUCUCAAGAGUGGGGAAAAGAAACGAGAAUACUAGUAUUUCUGGAUUGUUGUUACCCACCCAGUGUAAAAGUGCAAAUUCCAGAACUUUCGAAUGAAUAUGUCCAAAUGAUUCAAGUAAACGCCUGCAGACCGGAGGAGCCUUCUCGGCAGCCAUUAAAUGGAAGCAACUUCCAGAAGUUUUUCAUUCAGGCGCUUACUAGGAGGAGCUUCAACAAGCGGUGCCAUAACAAAAUUUCUGAUUAUGGGGUGCAAGGAAAAGAAAUGGAGUGUCCAGACUGUAAAAUGUCAGGCGAUUUCAUUACAGUAGAGCGACUUCUAGAAUAUAUUUCAGAACACAUGGGCAAAAGUUUGUCUGGAAAUCAGCCAGUCAUGAAUACACACAACAUCACUUGGCUUAGGGCCAGUAUUGGAUACAACGUUGAUUUUGACGUUACUCUCGAAAUAAAGUUUGAAGGACCCAACCAGAAGAGAGACGUCUGUUUCCCACAACAGAUAUUUUAUGAUAUUGAAAAAUUAAAGGAAAGCGUACUGGAAAACUUAAUUGGUAAGAGAUAGAAUACAU
Messenger RNA from Mercenaria mercenaria, 1813 nucleotides. RefSeq lists its product as uncharacterized. Gene Ontology annotation, biological process: protein phosphorylation. Lineage: Eukaryota; Metazoa; Mollusca; Bivalvia; Venerida; Veneridae. Gene Ontology annotation, molecular function: protein kinase activity; ATP binding. The transcript has 9 exons. Gene Ontology annotation, cellular component: plasma membrane. The record is from RefSeq and is a predicted model, not a curated record. The annotation marks the transcript as partial.